Molecule: messenger RNA, 783 nt
Organism: Linum tenue
Lineage: Eukaryota; Viridiplantae; Streptophyta; Magnoliopsida; Malpighiales; Linaceae
Source: the annotation of a GenBank genome assembly
AUGGAGAAGACAGUCCGUUAUUGCUGUGUAUCGCGUGGUAAUCGAGCUCUAUACGUAUACACCAAAGAAGGCCAACAACAAGACAUCGAGGAGUUAGCCACAUUGUGUUUAGAAAAUCCUCCUUUGUACCACAAGUGGUACUUCGAGACUAUCGGCAAAAGAACAUUCGGGUUCUUGAUGGAAGACGGCUUCAUCUACUUCACAAUUGUUGAUGAAGGGCUAAGGAGUUCUGGCGUGCUUCGUUUUCUCGAACAUCUUAGAGACGAAUUCAAGAAGGUUACUCGAAAGGGCUCCCGAGGAAGCAGCUUCUCGGGGUUGAACUCGAUACUUCAAGAACAGCUAGUGCCGGUCAUUUCCCAGCUGAUCAAUUCUCUGGAGCACAGAUCUUACAAUGAAUGGAAUGCUGGUGCCAUCAGUGGUCUCUCUCCCUCAACAAGCCAGAUCGAGCUUACCAAGGCUCCAUUGUUGGGGAAACCAAGCAAGCAUGAGAAGAAGAAGUCAGCAAAGGAUCAUGUGAUUGCCAUGAGGGAUAUCGACUCAAAUAAGGCUUGUGAGUUGACCACUCAAGAUACGAGUAGUCAAGGGGCUUCUGUGGGAAUUCCUCAAUCCUCAGCUCAAAAGGAUUUAGGAGGAUCGACAAUGAGGAUUAGGCCGAGCUCUCAGAACAUUCGGAAGAAAUGGUGGAGGCAAGUGAAGAUAGUCCUGGCCAUUGAUGUUGUUGUUUGCUUGGUGUUGUUUAUAAUCUGGUUGUCAAUCUGUGGAGGGCUCAGAUGCAUUCGUUGA